Molecule: messenger RNA, 4787 nt
Organism: Panthera uncia (snow leopard)
Lineage: Eukaryota; Metazoa; Chordata; Mammalia; Carnivora; Felidae
Gene: NQO2
Product: N-ribosyldihydronicotinamide:quinone reductase 2
Exons: 8
Coding region: 433-1128 (231 amino acids)
Cellular component (GO): cytosol
Molecular function (GO): NAD(P)H dehydrogenase (quinone) activity
Source: RefSeq, a predicted model, not a curated record
GGGCCCGCUCCAGUCCACGCGGUCCGGGCAGCACAGAGCGCAGCCGCGACUCUCCGCCCGGCGGGCGCGUGCAAGUGCGAGUGCGUGGCCCCGCGCAGCCGGAACCUGGGCGCGGAAGCCCAGAGCUUCGCUCCGGGAGGCGGAGGGCUGAGUCCUGCCGCUGCUUCUCCGAAGUCUGCGCUGCCGGCAGAGACACCCAACCUGGGGCAGAGUUCAUCCCCCUGCAACCCACUUCCACUUCUUCACAGUGUUCUGCAUAUCUCAGCCCUUUACCUGGGGCUCCUGGACAGCUGAAGAUUGUCGGGGUCACUGAGAAGAGUGACUACAGCUGAAAGCCUGGGGCUUGCCACAGCGAAUCCUUCUGUGCCCAGGAUUAACAGCAGACCCUCCCUUUGGCAGUGGUCAGAGGGGAAGAAUCCAACUUCUUAGAACAUGGCAGGCAAGAAAGUUCUCAUUGUCUAUGCGCACCAAGAACCCAGGUCUUUCAAUGGAUCCUUGAAGAAAGUGGCUGUGGAUGAACUUGGCGCGCAGGGCUGCACUGUCACCGUUUCUGACCUGUAUGCCAUGGACUUUGAGCCGAGGGCCACCAGGAAAGAUAUCACUGGUGCUGUCUCUAAUCCUGAGUUCUUCAAUUAUGGGGUGGAAGCAUAUGAAGCCUGUAAAAAGGGGGCUCUGACCAGUGACAUAAUUGACGAGCAGAAAAAGGUUCAAGAAGCUGAUCUAGUGAUAUUUCAGUUCCCGCUGUACUGGUUCAGCAUGCCAGCUAUCCUGAAGGGCUGGAUGGACAGGGUGCUGUGCCAGGGGUUUGCCUUCGACAUCCCAGGAUUCUAUGAUUCCGGUUUCCUCAAGAAUAAGUUGGCCCUCCUUUCAUUAACCACGGGGGGCACAGCUGAGAUGUACAUGAAAACCGGAGUCAGCGGAGAUUAUCGAUACUUCCUGUGGCCCCUCCAGCAUGGUGCCUUGCACUUCUGUGGAUUUAAAGUCCUUGCCCCUCAGAUCAGUUUUGCUCCCGAGAUUGCAUCAGAAGAAGAGAGAAAGGCGAUGGUGGCCUCCUGGGCCCAGAGGCUGAAAACCAUCUGGGAGGAAGAGCCCAUUGACUGCACGCCUCCGUGGUACUUCGGGCAGUAAUGCUUCGUGCCACGUCCACAUCACAGGAACAGCACACAGGGAGCUGCAGGCAUAUGCACAGGGAGCAGGGUCCUGUAAUAAAACAAGGUCACAACCAAGCGAACUGGAUGUAUUGAAAGACGGGCAAGACCGAGUGUCGUAGCCAGAUCUAGCAUUUCAGCCAUCAGCAGGCUGUACUUGGGGGUGCUCUCAUGGAUGACAUUAUUCACCCAGGCUUGCUUUUCUUUGCCAGUAGCUUUCCAUCUCCCUGUUUUCAACCUUCAUGGGUAUUCUUGUGUUCAAACAGUUCUCCUGGAAUGGCAUAGUUUUUUUUUUUUUUAAUUUCGUAACUCAACUUGGAAAUUUCUAUUUUUUCAUACGAAAGUUUAGUCUUUCAUAGCUAGUGUUUUAGUGCUGCGUUUGGACUUAUUUCUUCCUUUUUUUUUUUUUUUUUCUUUUUACUUGCAUGCAUGAUGGCUAUGAAGUUUUCACUGAACAGCUGUUUCGCAUGCAUUUAAAAUCAUUGAGUGCAGGUUACAAUGAAAAUCUCCAAGGAGCGCUCCUGGGUGACUCAGUCAGUUAAGUGUUGGACUCCUGAUUACGGCUCAGGUCAAAAUCUCAUGGUUUGUGGGAUCAAGCCCCAAGUUGGGCUCUGCACUGGCAGUGUGGAGCCUGCUUGGGAUCCUCUCUCUCUCUCUGCCCCUCUCUUGUUCUCUCUCUCUCUCUCUCUUUCUGUCUAAAUAAACUUAAAGGAAAAAAAAAAGAAAAUCUCCAGGUGUCACUCUGAGCGCCCUACCCCUGUGCACAUGUUAUGUAACACUACUAGUGAUUACCCUGAAGCGUAGGCACAUGUAGCUGGAGGGGUCUCCCUAAAAGCAAGUUUAAGAGGUUAAAUCUCUUCCUCACUUCUGAGGACCGAGCUACUGCCUAUACACAGGGGCCCUCCUUCCUUAGCGUCCCCAGUCCCACCCACAGUCCCCACAUCAGACUCCCCACACCACUCCUCACCGGACUCUCCUCAUCACACUCCUUGUUGGCACCCUCAUCUUUGAGCAGCCUGUCACCUGCUCCGCCUCUUUCUUCCUCAGCAUCUUCAGACCCUUUUCCAUCUGCAUUUUCUUCUUCUUGUUUCCGUCUGGUCCAUCAUCAACCAAAUUCUCCGUGUGUGUCUCCUUUCCAUCUGAAUCUUCACACACAGCCUUCCCCACCAACCACUCAGAGCUGCCAUCCCCAGAUUCUCAUUUCUCAGGAUGGUUCCUUCCUAACUCCUUCUCAACACCAUUUUCUGCUCAUUAUUUCUUGGAGUCUUCCUCAAAGCCCUUUUCAGAGCAAUCUUCAGAUUCUCUUUCCAAGACUGUCUUCCUCUUCAGUUUGCUUUUCAGGGUUGCCUGCAGACUUUUUUGUUUUUUUCUCUUCAGAGUCUUUUUUGAAGGUCUUCUUUUAAAACUAUUCUCUUCAGACUUCUGGAACUGCCUUCUGCAGACAUUUUGGGGGCCAUGUUUUUUAGCAUCUUUUUCGGAAGCAUCUUCAAAAUCUCUCCCGUCUUCCCAUUUUUCGAAUAUCUUUCCAUGGAUAGAUUCUUCAAAUGCCACGUUAGUUGUGGCUUCUUGAGCAUUCAUCCUGGAUGUGCUAGGGUGCUCUGGAAAAGCCUUACCUUAGAAGGCCUUUCUUUUUGAAGCAAAGGUAGUAUUUGAACAUUGAACACCUCUGUAGGCCUCAGGAUAUGGAAGGAAGACUUCCACAAAGCUGUUCUGCUCUUACACUUGGGGUCUUCUCAGCCUGGUCAUCUAUACCCCCACCCCAUCCAUGUCUGUAUAGGAAUCCCAUGGGUCUUCUCACCCUGGCCAUCUGUAGCCCCAUCCCAUGUUUAGACAGGGGUCCUGUGACCAUCACACCACCUUCCAUCGAAGGUUUGAGUACAAAGAUAGCUUCCUCAAAGACACCGAGCUUAUGCCAUCUGGUGUCUUUUAAAGAGAAGGAGAUUCCUGAUUGACCCAAGCUUUGAACACUCUCAAAGGUUUUCUCUGACCCUGAUCAGCACCAAUGGACCAUCCUCAAAAUCCAUAGGAUAAAACACUUUGGUGAUGACCAUUCCCUCAUGGGGCACUAAGGAUGUUCUAGCAGUCCAGAUGCUUUUAUUCCAGAACCAGAUCCUUCCUGUGGGGUUUGCACCUCUUCCUUUCUGAUGCCUCAUAUUCCCCUCCAGUUGAAACUUAGCUACCUCAGUAUGUGAUUUCUAGCUUCUAAUUUCAUCUUCAUGCAAAAGCAUUAUUGCACAAUACAGAUUCCCUCUUCAAAUAACUGCAAAGCCCAUCUGCUUUAAGAUUUCCUUGUUAUCUUUGUAAAACUUGACCAUAAAGUCUCUCUGAAGAUCUCAGAAUCAUGCCAAGUCAGAAGUUGUAUAAAUGCCUCCACCAUAAUGUCUGUAGGCAAACCAGUUGCAUUUAUAUUUGUAGCUCUGUCUUCCACAUGAAGGCUUUCUUUUUUCUCUCCUUUUUGAGAUUGGUGGAUUGGGGGUGUUUCUCUGCAGAGGUUUUUUUAGCAUUGGUGGCAGAUUUGCCAUCACUGAGAAACCAUCAUUAGCCUGAUAUGCAGGCAUGAAGUCUCCAGUGAUCUUAAACCAAGCCUUCUUGCCUGCAAGGAUGUCAGCCAGCUGCUCCUCGAAAGGCUGGGUUUCUCCACUGGAAUUCUUGGUGUCUCUGUAUAGUUCUCGAAUUUGCAGUUGCUCAUUUGCAGAUUCCUCAUCCAAGCACAGCUGACCCUUGAACAACACAGGUUUGAACUGCACAGUUCCUCUUACACGUGGAUUUUGUUCAAUAAAUAUACUGGAAAAAUUUUUGGAGAUUUACAACAAUUUGAAAAAACUCACAGAUGAACUGUGUAGCCUAGACCUGCUGAAAAAAAUUUUUUGAAGUGAUAUCUUAUUGUUUAUUCUUUCUUUUUAUUUUAAAAUUUAUAUCCAAGUUAGUUAACAUAUAGUGCAACAGUGAUUUCAGGAGUAGAUUCCUUAAUGCCCCUUACCCAUUUAGCCAAUUCCCCCCUCCCAUAACCCUUCCAGCAACCCUCUGUUCUCUAUAUUUCAGUCUCUUAGGUUGUUUUUAAAUUUUUGUGUUUAGUGUUACUUAUUUUUGAGAGAGACAGAGACAGAGUGUGAGUGGGGGAGGGACAGAGAGAGAGAGGGAGACACAGAAUCCGAAGCAGGCUCAGGCUCUGAGCUGAUAGCAGGGCUCGAACCCAUGAACCAUGAGGUGGUGACCUGAACCGAAGUCAGAUGCUUAACCAACUGAGCCACCCAGGUGCCCCUAGAGUCUCUUAUGUUUUGUCCCCUUCCCUGUUUUUAUAUUAUUUUUGCUUCCCUUCCCUUAUGUUCAUCUGUUUUGUAUCUUAAAUUCCUCACAGGAGUGAAGUCAUAUGAUACUUGUCUUUCUCUGACUGACUAAUUUCGCUUAGCAUAAUACCCUCUAUUCCAUUCACAUAGUUGCAAAUGGCAAGAUUUCGUUCUUUUGAUUGCUGCAUAAUACUCCAUUGUAUAUAUAUAUAUACCACAUCUUCUUUAUCCAUUCAUCCGUUGAUGGACUUUUGGGCUCUUUCCAUACUUUGGCUAUUAGACAUACUGAAAAUUUUAAGAAAAAUGUGUUAUUGUAAGAAUGUAGUAAAUACAGACAGAAAAUGUGUGUUAA